Eruca vesicaria subsp. sativa (arugula) is the source of this 345-nucleotide messenger RNA. The record is from the annotation of a GenBank genome assembly. Lineage: Eukaryota; Viridiplantae; Streptophyta; Magnoliopsida; Brassicales; Brassicaceae.
AUGUCAGAUUCUGAUAAAGAGAACGAGAAUCAGAUUCUGGAACCUGGGGAAAAGCUUAUUGUUCCACCUUCAAUCGAUGAGCUUCUUUCUCUCAUUGACAGAAGGAGAAGCGUAAGAGGAAGAACAAGCCAAGAAACCCAUGGAAGAAGUAAAGAGAAAGCACAUGUUCAACAAAGUGGUGACUCCAAGCGACGCCAGGAAACUAAACCGGCUCGUGAUCCCAAAGCAAUACACAGAGAGAUACUUCUAUUUAGAUUCGACCACAAACGAGAAAGGUUUUCUUCUAAACUUCGAAGAUCUCUGAGGAAAGUCAUGGAGGUUCCGUUACUCUUACUGGAACAGUAG